Ramularia collo-cygni is the source of this 378-nucleotide messenger RNA. RefSeq lists its product as uncharacterized. The transcript has 2 exons. The record is from RefSeq and is a predicted model, not a curated record. The coding region runs from base 1 to 378 and encodes 125 amino acids. NCBI's taxonomy places the organism in Eukaryota, Fungi, Ascomycota, Dothideomycetes, Mycosphaerellales, Mycosphaerellaceae.
AUGUCAGUGACUACAACAGACAAUGCGCGUGUCAACGCCUUGCGCCACGUCCUCGCGGACUACGACUUGCAUCAUGACCAACCUUUGGACUCGGAGUCGAGAGGAGCACCAGAGCCAAAUCCACAAGAAACUGCAAUCACUUCGAACAACCCUCCUGGGUGGGAAACGCAAUGGAGGAGAGUACCGGCUCAUAGGCCAGUCGACCCUACUCUGCUCAAUGGUGACAGGAAUCAGGCCAGUAAUGCCAUUGAACGGAACUUCAUUAGGGUGAUGUUUUCAGGGGUUUAUUUGCAAGCUACUGUAAGCUCAUUGUGGCGAGCCACUGGUGGGAAAUUGUCAGACAGGGUGUUCAGGAUCAAGGUUGGAGGAGAGUGGUGA